Molecule: messenger RNA, 882 nt
Organism: Necator americanus (New World hookworm)
Lineage: Eukaryota; Metazoa; Nematoda; Chromadorea; Rhabditida; Ancylostomatidae
Exons: 1
Coding region: 1-882 (293 amino acids)
Molecular function (GO): phosphatase activity
Source: RefSeq, a predicted model, not a curated record
AUGACUCCGGCAAGGAUUUCGCGAGAGGAUCUGCUCAAAUAUGACACGUUUCUCUUCGAUGUCGGCGGUGUGCUGUAUAAAGGCCAUAUUCCGAUUCCUGGUGCGGUUGAGUUCGUGACGACGCUGCUAAACUCUAUGAAAAGGGUUUUUAUCAUUAGCAAUAACUCCACAAAAACUCCCGAGCAAUAUCUGGCAGAAAUUGAACAUAUGGGAUUUAGAGGGAUAUCCGGGGAGCAGCUUAUCACUCCUGCUAUUGUGUUGGCCGCAUACUUCAAGGAUCGCCCGGAAUACGCUGGACAACCGAUAUACUUAGUAGGCAUGGAAGAUUUGAAAAAUACACUGGAUACUAUGGGUGGAGUCCGGUGUUUCGGAAGCGGUCCAGAUCAUUUUUCUUCUGAUUCCUAUGAGGAUUUCGUCUUCAGUUUCGAUGUGCCCGUAAUCCCGAAGGCAGUCGUUUGCAGCUAUGAUUGCCACCUCAGUUAUCCGAAAAUUAUGAAAGCCGCGACUUUCCUCAAGCGACCAGAAGUGGAAUUUCUGGUAACCAAUGAGGACAAAACGCUCCCUUUACGUUCCGACGUUGUAGUUCCUGGAGCUGGGGCGGUUUCAUCCACGGUUCGAGCGGUUUCCGGACGGACACCGAUAGUGUUCGGGAAACCGCACAAGCCAAUAGCUGAUUUUUUGAAGAAACACCACCACAUUGACGCCGGGAAGACGGUAAUGUUCGGAGAUCGCUUGGAUACCGACAUGCAGUUCGCAAAUGAUAACGGUUUUGCAAGUUGUUUUAUGCUGACUGGAGUGAACACGAUGGAUGACGUGAAGAAGGCGGAGGUUCGUGGAGAGAAACAUCUCCUGCCGACAUAUACAUUUUCGUUUUCUGACUAG